AUGGUGAGUCCUCCCAUUUUAUUGAAGUUUUCGACUUCCACACGCCUUCUGGCUUCAUUUUGAACUCUAAAUUUUCUCAUCAGUCGCACAGAAAGUUUUCGGCACCUCGCCAUGGCUCUCUCGGAUUUACCCCGAAAAAGCGAAGCCGUCGUAUCCGAGGGAAGUGCAAGGCUUUCCCUAAGGACAGACGAUCUGCCCCGCCACACCUUACGGCUUUCAUGGGUUUCAAGGCUGGGAUGACGCACGUCGUUCGCGAUGUUGACCGUCCGGGGUCGAAGGUUCACAAGAAGGAAAUUGUCGAGCCUGUAACAAUCCUCGAGUGCCCUCCCAUGGUCAUCGUCGGCAUUGUCGGCUAUAUUCAGACGGCCAAGGGCCUCCGCACCUUCAAAACUAUCUGGGCAGAACAUCUGAGCGAGGAGUGCCGCCGCCGAUUUUACAAGGAUUUCUGCAAAUCCAAGCGAAAGGCCUUUACGAAGGCGUCAAAGAAGUGGGCAGACGAGGCUGGCCUCGCUGCUAUCAACCGUGAUCUGAAGAAAAUGAAGAAAUACUGCACGGUCAUCCGCGUUAUUGUGCACACCCAGGUACUUUCUUAGUUGAGCCUAAUUCGUGCUUUUAAGAUGCGACUCAUGAAGCAUCGCCAAAAGAAGGCGCACAUCAUGGAAAUCCAAGUGAACGGCGGCACCGUCUCCCAGAAGGUUGACUGGGCCCGCAGCCAUCUAGAAAAGCAAAUUCCAGUUGCCAAUGUUUUUUCACAAGACGAAAUGAUCGAUGUCAUUGGUGUUACCAAGGGCAAAGGAUUUAAGGGCGUAACUUCCCGUUGGCACACUAAGAAACUGCCGCGGAAAACUCACAAGGGUUUGCGAAAAGUUGCUUGCAUUGGCGCUUGGCAUCCCGCCCGUGUUGCCCGCUCUGUCGCCCGCGCUGGCCAGAAGGGUUACUUCCACAGGACUGAAAUGAAUAAGAAAAUAUACCGCAUCGGUCUUGGUAUGUUUCAGCUUCCUCUCAUACUUCUCAGGUAUCCAAGCUCAGGCCGAAGCCGCUAAGAUGGAAGCAGCCAAGGAGGAGAACAAGGAACUAGCAGCUCUCAUCAAGCCUAAGGGCAACGCUUCGACUGAGUAUGAUCUGACGGCCAAAAAUAUCACGCCUAUGGGCGGCUUCCCGCAUUACGGAGAGGUGUUAAAUGAUUACGUCAUGCUUAAGGGAUGCAUCAUGGGUCCGAAGAAGCGUGUCAUAACCCUUCGGAAGAGUCUUCUCCAGCAGACCAGCCGUCGCGCUACUGAAAAAGUUGUACUGAAGUUCGUCGAUACCUCUUCCAAGUUCGGUCACGGCCGAUUCCAGACUCGUGCCGAAAAGAAGGCCUUUAUGGUAAUUAUAUUUUGUUCAGAUUCUUACUUAUUUUUCAUCUUCUAGGGACCUUUGAAAAAGGACUUGGAACGGCCGAAAGUUACUGCAUAA
This is a messenger RNA of Spirometra erinaceieuropaei, 1455 nucleotides long. Lineage: Eukaryota; Metazoa; Platyhelminthes; Cestoda; Diphyllobothriidea; Diphyllobothriidae. The record is from the annotation of a GenBank genome assembly.